Molecule: messenger RNA, 2601 nt
Organism: Linum trigynum
Lineage: Eukaryota; Viridiplantae; Streptophyta; Magnoliopsida; Malpighiales; Linaceae
Source: the annotation of a GenBank genome assembly
AUGGAGACGAUAAUGGAAGUGGACGAAGAAGAUCACUCGAACGUUCCUGGCGAAGUGGUGACCGGCGAUUUGAAUGGGAAAGAUGACGCUAGCAACCACAAUAUCCAGAACCCUAAAGCUCUCUCGGCCGAAGAGAAAGACGACGGCUCCGGUGGCGACUCCAGUUCGGAAUCUGACGACGAUGAAGAUGAUUCCCAGCUUGCUGAGCAGCUGAAACAGUUGGAAUCUGAACUGGAGGCCAAUCCGUCUAACUACGAUGCUCAUGUUGAAUGCAUUAAGCUGCUAAGGAGAAUGGGGGAGCUGGAGAAGCUGAGGCAGGCAAGGGAAGCUAUGAACGCAUUGUUCCCGUUGACACCUUCUAUGUGGCAAGAAUGGGCCAAAGAUGAAGCUUCUCUUUCCUCUGGACCGGAGUCUGUGGCGGCUAUUGAGAAAUUGUACGAGCGAGGAGUCUUUGACUAUUUGUCUGUCUCACUAUGGUGUGACUACUUGAGCUACAUUCAAGAAUCCGAUCAUUCUGUUCGAGAGUGUUCUCCUGAUGGGAUCUCAAAGGCCAGAAAUGUCUUUGAGCGUGCACUAACUGCCGGUGGACUACACAUUGCGGAAGGGAAUAAGAUAUGGGAGGCAUACAGGGAAUUCGAGGAGGCUAUCAUCUAUACAAUUGAUGACAAAGACAGUAAGGCCAAAGAAUCGCAGGUCCAGCGAGUCAGAAUUUUGUUCCACCGACAAUUGUCUGUACCUCUUGUUAAUUUGGAAUCUACACUUCUAGAUUACAAAGCAUGGGAAGUGGAACAGGGGAGUACUCUUAAUGCUGAGUCAAGUGAUUUGGAUGGUGUUCCUACUCAUGUUGUAUCAGCAUACCGAAAGGCCAUGGAAAUUUAUAAGGCUCGUGUUGGACUUGAGGAGCAAAUUUUUAAGAAGGGCAUCUCUCAAGAAGAAAAGUUGCAACAUUUUAUGAAUUACCUGACAUUUGAAAAAUCAUUUGGCGAUCCAGCACGUGUCCAGGUUCUGUUUGAACGUGCUUUAGCUGAGUUUCCCGUGUCAAGUGACCUUUGGCUUGAUUACGUGCGGUAUAUGGACAGGACAUUAAAGGUUGGCAAUGUUGUAAGAGAUGUUUACACAAGGGCCUCCAAGAAUUGCCCUUGGGUUGGAGAACUUUGGGUUCGUUACUUACUCGCCCUGGAACGUGGUCGUGCACCUGAAGAAGACAUAUCUGCUGUCUUCGAGAGAGCCUUGCAGUGUACCUUUUCAACACUGGAAGAGUACCUUGAUUUAUUCCUCACACGAGUGGACGGUUUGAGGCGAAGAAUUCUGUUUGGUAGCGGCGAAGAUGGCGUCUUAGAUUUCUCCUUAAUAAGAAAAACCUUUCAGUAUGCAUCAGACUACUUAUCACCACAACUAAAGAACACCGAUAGUUUGUUGCGCCUCCAUGCUUAUUGGGCCCGCCUAGAAGUAAAUCUGGGGAAAGAUUUAGUGGCAGCACGAGGUGUUUGGGAGAGUUUGCUUAAGACCUGUGGGUCGAUGUUGGAAGCUUGGCAAGGUUACAUUACAAUGGAAACUGAGUUGGGUCAUAUUGGUGAAGCUAGAUCAAUCUAUAAGCGAUGCUACGGCAAAAGAUUAGCUGGAACGGGAUCAGAAGACAUCUGUCAUUCUUGGCUGCGGUUUGAGAGGGAAUUUGGAACGCUUGAAGAUUUUGAUCUUGCUGUGCAAAAGGUGACACCUCGACUGGAAGAGCUGCAGCUAUACAAGAUGCAGCAAGACUUACAAUCCUCUGCUGCAACAAUAGGGCAGAAAGAGAAUCCUGUUCCUAAGAAUGUCCGCGAGAAGAGGAAAGGAAGUUCAAACAUCACUGAUGAACAGUCUCCAGCAAAGCGUAAAAAGAUGGCUACUCAAACCCAGAAGAAAGAACAGGACAACGCUCAACAUCAAGACCCUGAUCAAGCUCAUGGAGAUAAAACAAAAGAGCUCAAGAAUGUCAGCGGAAAGACUGACCAUGAAGCUGGGAGAACAGUGACAGACUCUAGCAGUGGAAAAGCUAAAGUAUAUACGGAUGAGUGCACCAUAUUUGUAUCCAAUAUAAAUCUCAAGGCCAGCUCAGAAGAUCUGCGUAAAUUCUUUGCCGACGUUGGGGGGAUCUCUUCCAUUCGAAUAUUACAUGACAAGUUUACUGGAAAGUCGAGGGGCCUGGCAUAUGUAGACUUUUUAGACGAUGAGCAUCUUGCUAAAGCCAUAGCAAAGAACAAGCAAACACUACUUGGGAAGAGACUGAGCAUUGCACGGUCUAAUCCAAAAAAGGGCAAGAAAGGCGAUCGAGGUGCUCCAAAAGGCGCUCGCGAUACUGAUGGAGGAAAGAAGGAUGGGGAAUCUGAGCCUACAAGGAGCGGAACCUCAGAUGACUCGAGAACGUCCCAAAUAUCACGCCCUGAAGGGAGUCGUAAGCCGGCUGAGGAUGUCGUGCUCAAGGGUAAGAACACGUUUGCAGUCCCGAGAAACAUGGUUAAACCGCUUGGUUGGACCGAUCGACAGCCCAAACCACCUGCAGAAGAUGGAGACGAGCAGCCCAAGUCAAACGACGAGUUCAGGAAAAUGUUCAUCAAGAGUUGA